AUGUCGUUAGCGUCAUUACUCAACAGGGAGGACAAGGAUAUCGUAAGGAGGGCAUCAACACCGUCUUCUGGCGAAACUGUGGUUAAGGCCAAUGGGGGAAGUGAGAGCACACAGCGAGACAGAGAGAGGUUUGUAGAGAGACUGAAUCGGGAUUUUGAUGUGAUAAGUCAGAGAGAUUUGCUGGAACAUGGGUAUCAGGACUGGAAAUUCAUUAACUUCCAGGAAUUUGAGCUGAUAUCUGAGUGGAACAACCAGUCCAAGGACUGGUCACAAAAUGACGAGAGCUUCAGAAAACUGUACAAAGAUAUGAAUGCUAUUCAGAAGGAGUGGAACUCGUACAGCAAGUACAAGGAGUAUAAAGCUGCUUUGGUGGAAGAGAUCAACGAGAAGCAACGCAAAGAGCAAUUGAAGAAGCAGCAGCUCCAACAACAAGAGCACCAGCACCAGCAGGAGCUGCAGGAGCAACAACAACAAUUACAACAGGAGAACGGUGGCACACUCCGGGAGCACCAUAAUGGUACUGCCAACGACGGAGACAAGAAGAAAAGAAAGCGUAGGGCCAAGAGAACUGUUACUCAGGAAGUAUCAGCACAGGAGCCAGACGAGAACGUUGAAAAUUUGAAAAGGAAACGGAAGUUUGCCGAGGUGGUGGACGCUGAUGUUCAGUCUGGUGAUGAUAAUAGUAAUAAAUUACAGGAGGAGGACACGCACGAUGUGUCGCCAAAGAAUGAGCAGGAUGAUCGGAUAAUAGAUGAAGGCGAAAGCGUCACUGAAGAUCAAGAAAAUCACAGUGAGGAACACGAAGAGCCCGAUGAUGUAGAAGACGAUCUUGCUGGCGGUGAAGAUGACAAAACUUCUGUUGAUGAUGCAGAAGAAGAAAUGAUUGAUCAAGAGAUACCGAUUGCUGAGGACGACGAGUAUGAUGAUAAUGAUAAAGACUUUUCACCAGACGAUGAAAAUAGAUUGAAGGGUUCAGGCAAAAAAAAUAAGAAUGUGAACCUAGACAGUGAAAGAUCAAGAAUUGUCCGUGAGUUGAUAAAAAUGUGUAAUAAGAACAGAAGUGCAAAGGCUAAAAAGAGAAGAUUUACAAACUCAACAGUCAUUGAAUACAAUCCAUUGGAUAGUAAAUUAGUACUCAAGAUUACUCUAAAACAAUUUCAUGUAAAAAAAUUGAAAAGAUUAAUUAAUGAAGCUAAAAGAAUUGCCGCAUUGGAAGAAGCGGCCAAGAGUAAUCCAGACGAUCAAUUAGGAUCCUUGUCACCAGCAAGUAAGAAAAGGAAAAUUUUAGCUAAAAAUGGUGCAGUAAAUGGCAAUCUGUUUGCUGAAGUAAAUUCAUUGGCAUCGUCAAAUAUAAAUUCUGAAACAAAGGACGGAUUACCAACUUAUGGAUUAAGAAUGACAGCAAAAGAAGCACGUGCAAUUCAACGUCAUUAUGAUAAUACUCUAUUUACUAUAUGGAAAGAUAUGGCACGUAAAGAUUCAGCGAAGGUUGCUCGUCUUGUUCAGCAAAUGCAAUCCAUUAGAGCUGCAAAUUUCAAGAAAACUUCAUCAUUAUGUGCAAGGGAAGCAAGAAAAUGGCAAUUUAGAAAUUUCAAGCAAGUAAAGGAUUUUCAGACUAGAGCGAGAAGGGGUAUAAGAGAAAUGGCUAGUUUCUGGAAAAGAAAUGAACGUGAAGAAAGAGACUUAAAGAAAAAAGCUGAGAAGGAAGCAAUUGAACAGGCAAGAAAAGAGGAAGAGGUCAGAGAGAAUAAGAGACAAGCAAAAAAAUUAAAUUUCUUGUUGACACAAACAGAAUUAUAUUCUCAUUUCAUCGGUAGAAAAAUAAAAACAAAUGAACUCGAGGGUACUAUGUCAGACAGUCAACUUGCUCACUCAAUGGAUCUUGGUCAUGAUGGUAUCGAUCUUGAUAAUACUGAAGCCAAUAAAAAUGAAUUCCAUAACAUUGAUUUUGACAAUGAAGAUGAUGAGCAAUUAAGGAUUAAAGCUGCUCAAAACGCAUCAAACGCUUUAGCUGAAACAAGAGCUAAAACCAAACAAUUUGAUGAUGAUGCAAACGGUGAAGAAUUAAAUUUUCAAAAUCCUACUUCUUUGGGUGAAAUUACCAUUGAACAACCAAAAAUUUUAGCAUGUACAUUGAAAGAGUAUCAAUUGAAAGGUUUAAACUGGCUGGCCAACUUAUAUGACCAAGGUAUUAAUGGUAUUUUGGCUGAUGAAAUGGGAUUAGGUAAAACUGUCCAAUCCAUUUCUGUUUUAGCCCAUUUAGCCGAGAACAAUAAUAAUUGGGGGCCUUUCCUUGUUGUAACUCCAGCAUCAACUUUGCAUAAUUGGGUUAAUGAAAUCACAAAAUUUCUUCCACAAUUCAAAAUCCUACCAUAUUGGGGGAAUGCUAACGAUCGUAAAAUUUUAAGAAGAUUUUGGGACAGAAAGAAUUUCAGAUACACAAAGGACUCUCCAUUCCACGUAAUGGUUACAUCUUAUCAAAUGGUAGUUUCUGAUGUUGGAUAUCUACAGAAGAUGAAAUGGCAAUACAUGAUUUUGGAUGAAGCUCAGGCAAUUAAAUCAUCUCAAUCUUCACGUUGGAAGAAUCUUUUAAGUUUCCACUGUCGUAACAGAUUAUUGUUGACCGGUACACCAAUUCAAAAUAGUAUGCAAGAACUAUGGGCGUUGCUUCAUUUUAUAAUGCCAUCACUUUUUGAUUCCCACGACGAAUUCAACGAAUGGUUCUCGAGAGACAUCGAGUCACAUGCAGAAGCUAACACAAAACUGAAUCAGCAACAACUGCGUCGUUUACAUAUGAUCUUGAAACCAUUCAUGUUGAGGCGUGUCAAGAGAAAUGUCCAAUCAGAAUUAGGUGAUAAGAUUGAAAUUGAUGUUCUUUGCGAUUUAACCCAACGUCAAGCCAAAUUAUAUCAAGUGCUAAAAUCUCAAAUUUCGGGAGCUUAUGAUGCAAUUGAAAAUGCGGCAGGUAAUGAUGAUGCCUCUGAUCAAAAUUUAAUUAAUACGGUCAUGCAGUUCAGAAAGGUCUGCAAUCAUCCGGAUCUUUUUGAAAGAGCAGAUGUAUCAUCCCCGUUCCGUUUUGUUGAUUUUGGAAGAGCGGGUGCUACAGGUAAAAAUGGUGAAAUAGCAGAUGUAUUUUAUUCCACCAAAAAUCCAAUUAAAUUCCAUUUACCUCGUUUGAUUUACGAUGAUUUGUUGCUGCCCAAUUACGAAAAUUCAAUCACCGCAGCUGCUAAAUUAGUGAACCAUACAAUGAAUAUACUAAAUCCUAAUAUUAAUAAAGAACUCACACAAACGUUGUCAUUAUUAACAGGCCUCGCAUCUUCAAAGUUUGCUGAAAUCUUGAACAAGAGUUUAGUCGAAAGAAUACUAGAUUUCUCUCGUGAAAAAGAGCCACUUCCUGAAAGAUUAUCUUUGUUAUAUGAGGGUGAUUUGAAUUUUAACCCUAGAUAUGAGAUACCAGUUGUGGAUAAACUAAAACGCGUUCAAAAUCUUGGGAAAAUCACAACAGAUGGCGUUCUCAGCUCACUUCUGAAUAUUAAAGAGUCAGUAUACACUCAACAGUACUUGAACUCACUACAUCCUGCAUUCCACCCUGGUGCUUCUGCUGCACCAAUAUCUAUCGACGUCAAAGGAUGUAGUAACGUAUCAGGAAAGGUGGAGCGUGAGCUUUUUGAUCCUGUGAUGUCUACGGCACUUUCAGGUAUCCCAGUGGAAACCCAAUACAACAUGCAUAUCACCAAAGGUAUUCCUGUGGAAAAAUUCCCUGUAUCUGAAUUGCAUCCACCAGCCCUCAAUAAAUUCUUCUCCUCGUAUAUAUCCAUGCCAUCUAUGGAUAGAUUCAUUACAGAGUCUGCGAAAUUGAAAAAGCUGGAUGAAAUGUUAGUUGAUCUGAAAAAAGGUGGCCAUCGUGUACUAAUUUAUUUUCAAAUGACAAAAAUGAUGGACUUAAUGGAAGAGUAUCUGACUUACAGACAAUACAAACAUAUUCGUCUAGAUGGAUCUUCUAAACUGGAAGACCGCCGAGACUUGGUUCAUGACUGGCAAACAGUUCCUGAUUUAUUUGUUUUUCUUCUAAGCACUAGAGCAGGUGGACUCGGUAUUAAUCUAACUGCUGCUGAUACAGUUAUUUUUUACGACUCGGACUGGAAUCCAACCAUAGAUUCUCAAGCUAUGGAUAGAGCUCAUAGACUAGGUCAGACUAGACAGGUUACGGUCUACAGAUUAUUGGUUCGUGGCACAAUUGAAGAAAGAAUGAGAGAUAGAGCCAAGCAGAAGGAGCAUGUUCAACAAGUUGUCAUGGAAGGUAAAACUAUGGAUAAAAAGAUAAAGACAAUCGAAGCACAUAGUGAUGAGGUCAACAUGGAGCUCAAACAAUAA
Molecule: messenger RNA, 4377 nt
Organism: Zygotorulaspora mrakii
Lineage: Eukaryota; Fungi; Ascomycota; Saccharomycetes; Saccharomycetales; Saccharomycetaceae
Gene: INO80
Product: chromatin-remodeling ATPase INO80
Exons: 1
Coding region: 1-4377 (1458 amino acids)
Biological process (GO): DNA repair; DNA-templated transcription; chromatin remodeling
Cellular component (GO): nucleus; Ino80 complex
Molecular function (GO): ATP binding; histone binding; ATP hydrolysis activity
Source: RefSeq, a predicted model, not a curated record